Messenger RNA from Dermatophagoides pteronyssinus (European house dust mite), 798 nucleotides. RefSeq names its product AP-1 complex subunit mu-2-like. The record is from RefSeq and is a predicted model, not a curated record. NCBI's taxonomy places the organism in Eukaryota, Metazoa, Arthropoda, Arachnida, Sarcoptiformes, Pyroglyphidae.
AUGACUCGAAAAUUUAUAACCGGUUUGCAAAUGCACUUAAUUUUGUUAGCUGUUUGCCCGGAAAAAACAUUUGACGAUGUCAUUGUACUUAGUUUGUUGAACGAGCUGCCUGAGAUAUUUGAGCAGUCGUUGGGCGAAUUUAGUGAGGAAAAUAUUAAGAAUAAUUUUGUACUACUCUACCAGUUGGUGGAAGAACUGAUCGAUGACGGAAUGAUCCAAGUCACGGACAGUGUCGUUUUAAAGAAGUUCAUCAAUCAAUCUAAAGAAACCAGCAACGUUGUCAGCUCCGUCCUCAACACUAGCGUGCCCUGGCGUACUACAGGAAUAGUGCACAGGAAAAAUGAAUUAUUUAUUGAUGUUAUAGAAAAAGUCGAUACAUUGCUUUCUGCGGACGGAUCUGUCAUCCAGAUUCAAGUGGGUGGUUCCAUUUUGCUGAAGUCUUACUUAAGCGGGAUGCCUGAGUUGCAACUGGUGCUGGCUGUUUCGAAACACGUAACUUCACCAACAAUGAUCAAGUCAAACAGACCUAGCAAAAACACUGAAAUGGUUGUGGUGAACGAUAUUUCAAAGAUAAAUGUGUUGGAGGACCUGCGGUUUCACCAAUGUGUGCGCUUAAAUUACUUUACCACAAAAAAAAUAAUUUCGUUCAUACCGCCCGACGGGGAGUUUGAACUACUCAAAUACGAAAUCAACAAAUGCCACGUCAAUUCGCCAUUGUUUUCUGUUGUGAUCAACAUUCCGGAAAAACAUUUAGACCCAGAAGUAGCAACUCAUACUGCCGAUUCCAAACAAGCUUAG